CGCAGUCGUCGUGGUGUAUCCUAUCCAGGUCAUCGUGGUAUGCGCUGGUAGAUGACCACGUCGCUGGAGGCAAUCCUGUGGCAUGAAGAAUUUUGCGCAGCGCUGGGGUUGGCCUCGUGGCUGCGUCUAUCGCAAGUUGCACGCCGCUGUCGAUCGGCCAUGAAGACGGUCACGCCGACCCAAGUACUGACACUGCCUUGCCGGACGCCGCUCGACGCGGUCGUGGCGCCUCAACGCGCGUGGCCACAGCUUCGCUUGUCGUACGAGGCCUCUGGGAUUCGCAACCAUACUCUCGACCUCUGGCAUCUCGCCAAUCUGCACGCGGUCACCAUUUCUCGGUGCCAUGGCUUUGACAACGUGCACCCGCUCCAGCGAGUGCGGAUCGUAACGUUGGAUAGCUGCGACGGUGUUGUCGACGUGAGCGGGCUUCGGGAAGCCCAGGUCCUCACGUUACGAAUGUGCCCCCACAUCACGAACAUGUCCCUGGCCUCUCUAACACAGCUCCAUGCUCUGUCUGUGUAUCGAUGCAUGCAACUCUCCGACUUCACGACGUUGACGAGUCUGCGCCGUUUGAGCGUAGAAGCCAACAACCAACACACCACGGCAGUGCAAGUGAACGCGCCCCAGCUAGAGUUUCUACGGCUGGUACUGGUGACGUACCAUCCACACCAAAUUGCGCACGUUCCAUCGGUUGAGCUCGUCCACAGCCGCCGCCUGGACGAAGCUACCGACAUGAUAUCCCAUGCGUCCUACGCGUGCCACCACUCCCGCGUCACCGACAUUUCGUGGCUGUCCAACGUGGCCCAUGUCGACUUGACUGGCAGCUGGUGUCUCCAGGACGUGUCGGCGCUCAAGCACGCCACAUCGGUCAACUUGACCGGAUGCUCUGCUCUCGCGGACGUGUCUGCAUUGGCAAACGUAAAGCGCAUCAACCUCACCAACUGCUUCCGAGUGACCGACGUCUCGGCGCUGAGACAUGCCGACGAGGUCAACUUGACUGGGUGCUGGAACAUCCAAGACGUCAGUGCGUUGGGCAAUGUGUGCACGUUGAAUCUGACGGGAGUUGGAAAGCUCACGUCGGUGAACGAGCUGGGCAAUGUCCGGACGUUGAUUCUAGGCGGGAAUCGCUUCGUCAAGCACCUGCCAUCGCCAUCGACAAUCGAGACGAUUUCGAUCACGGACUGCAUUCAAAUCACCGACUUGACCCCGCUGCGACGAGCGCACACCGUGCAUCUCGAUGGCUUGCGAAAUUUGCAAAGCGUCGCCGCCUUGGCAAUGGCAACGAACGUCGACAUUUCCAACUGCCCCCUUCUUUCAGACGUGUCGCCGCUUGCCAACGUGUCCAAGGUUCGAUUGGCCCACUGCCCCAGUAUCGUCGAUGUGUCGUGCUUCAGCAACGUGAAGAGCUUGGUGUUGGAGCGAAUUCCAUUUCGCAGCGCGGCGAUGCUGGCCAGUAUCCCCCACUUGACCAUCGAGAACUGCUGGGGAUUCAGCGAGUGCGACUUGCUGCCGCCAAACGCGCGGCUCCAUGGCUGCGGAUGCGACAAUCACCUGUACACGCACACCAGCUAGUGACAGCGCCCCCCAUUAUUUGUGACGUCUCGAACGAUCCACUGGAAUGCACCAUUGCAUAUUCGUUCCAUGGGAAUGUUGCUACUCCAACACGUUGCUUGAAGUUGCGGUACCGCUGUGUUUUGUUUUUCGAGUCCAAGUGUGGUCAGAAAUUGAAGCCUUGUGUGACCAAGGACCGGCCACAGUUGACCGGCGCGUCGGUGUCCGCAGAUCAGUGCAUGGGGCUGAGUUUGUUGGACUUGAUAUACUCCACUUUGG
This is a messenger RNA of Aphanomyces invadans, 1830 nucleotides long. RefSeq lists its product as hypothetical. The coding region runs from base 52 to 1572 and encodes 506 amino acids. Lineage: Eukaryota; Oomycota; Saprolegniomycetes; Saprolegniales; Verrucalvaceae. The transcript has 6 exons. The record is from RefSeq and is a predicted model, not a curated record.